Molecule: messenger RNA, 1840 nt
Organism: Ilyonectria robusta
Lineage: Eukaryota; Fungi; Ascomycota; Sordariomycetes; Hypocreales; Nectriaceae
Exons: 9
Coding region: 328-1623 (431 amino acids)
Source: RefSeq, a predicted model, not a curated record
GCCUUUUGCGUCGCUGAGCCGCAUGAUCAACUGUUUCCCGGCCCAGCUGCUCGGCCUGCUCCUACAAAAACCCCACCCUCCAACCCUCUCCCCGGGUUGGUGCCUUGAAGCCUCUAGCCUUGGGUUGUGAGCCUUGACACCCGAGAGCCUUAAGCCUCGAGCCUGGUCCCAAAUUCAACCUGCCACCAGGCCAUCUCCAACUUCAUCACCCAUAUCGGCUUGCUUGCUUGCCUGCUCGCUUGCCUGCUCGCCUUUCGCUUGAUUCCCUGCCCUGCUUGACUGCUUGCAUGCAUCGUAUCUGUACACAUUCCCGGGGAAGAUGCCACCAUGCAUAAGUCUAGCAAGUCACAUUGGGGCGGCUGGUCAGAUUGGGUCUGGAGUGAAGACUACCAAAGAUACUAUCGCCAGCGCCAGGAUACCAAUGGCAAACUCGACACCGAAUGGCAUGAUGGGUCGACCAGCGCCGCUGAUGAACGGACCCCGCGCGAACCCGACGUAGACGCCCUCGCCGAUGAACUCAGCAACACCCAUUUCCAGGACCCUUCCGCCGCGGCCUACGAGGCGCAAUCACACGAAUACGCCAUUGACAGUGGCCAAUCCAGAACUAAAUCCAAAUCCUCAAAGUCCAAAUCUAAAUCGAAGUCAAGCAGAUCCAAAGGCAAGAGCCGUGCAUACUCCGAUGAUGACGAGGACACAGAGCGGGAGGGCACAGGCGCCAGCUCCUCCAUGUAUCCCGCUACUGCCGAUACCCAACCGCAACAAUACAUCGACCCCGAAACUGGCCAAUACUACACCUACCCAGACCCCUCACAACAACAUGCGACUUAUCCUGACACCUCCACGGCCAGGUCUGGUGGCGCACAUUAUGCCCAACAUGAUCAAAUUCCCGAUGACGAAGACCCCAACAUCCUGGCAGCGAUCGAGGCGAGCCGAAACUAUAACUACGGUGCCCACGCUGCCGGUGAGCCAUCUACUGCGGCCUACGAAUACGACUACGAAGACGAGGGUCCACCGACGCCUCGUCCAGGGAAUUCCCGAACCACCCACAUAGCCGCUACCGAAGGGGAAGCAGAGCAGCUAGAUCCCCGAUAUCGCGUAGAGCACUCCAAUAGAUUUCAGCCAGGAGAGAUCUUCAAGGUGCUCUGGUCCGAACCCCAAGGAACCGGUAAUGACACGGCACCGUCGGUAUCCGAAAGGAAAGAAUACCGAGACAGAUUUGGGGGCAAGAUUUUUGUGGGCUUCCGUCGAUUCAUCGUAAUUGCCAACGAUCAGGGGCAUUGCACAUGCGUACCUAUCCUCACAUAUGGCAGCAAAGCCUGCAAUAAGAAGGGCAUUAAGCCCGAGAAGCAUGGUAUUAUCCAUGAAAGGGGCAACAAGCCGCGACUCCUCUCUGGAGAGCCGAAACUCGGCUUCGCACCCGUCAAGGUUGAGAUAACUCAAGAGGGUGAGAAGCUGAGCAAGGAAUCCCGAGUCAACUACUCCAAGCUAGUCACGGUCGAACACAACGUCAAGGUCUUCUUCAUUGGCCAUAUCGCAGCCGCUGACUACGAUAUCGUUGCGGACGCUGUCAACCGAUGCUGGGAUGAAAAGAUUCACCGCAAGAAGAAGCACAGUCAUCGGUGAGCCCGGGUCCAACCCCCACACACCCACGUUCCUGGAUGCCCAAACUUGGGGCAUCUUGUUCAGGCGCCUCUUCAACGGCACCCAGUUAUAAAUACGUUACUCGAAGGACAGAGGCUUGGCCUACAGGCACUCCUGUUAACCCUUCUCUCCACGAUGUUACACGACAGCUACGGCUCCAACGAGGUUUUGGGGGAGUAGACACUGCGAGCCUGGCGGG